AUGUCGCCCGAUCAUGGAUCGUCGCGGUCGCGACGAGGAGUCUGGAGUCACUGGGUUCCUCUCGCAGUUACACUUACAGUUGCGACUGUAGGCGUCGCUGCCUGGGUAUGGAGCCAGCGUAAGGACGGAGAUGAGGAGGACGACCGCGGUCUUGAUUAUGGGCAUCAACCCCGGGGAGGCGACAAUCAACCAUACGGUACCCGCGAUGUCGGCUCGCGUGAUAUGCAAGCAUCAGAGAAACCACCACGACCUGAUGAUCAAAGCCACGGAAUUGCGCAUGCGGACGAAGGAGCAAACAGUGGAGGCUGGGGUUCGCGCGUGUCUGGUGCUCUGCGACGAACACCGAGCCCGCAGCAGUUCUUCGAUUCGACAGGUAAGACUGUGGCGGCUGGUGUCGCAGCUGCGAGUGCAGCUAUGGGCAAGGCUUUAGCUUCCAUUCGCGAGGAGGACAAGAGCCCCUUAGACGAUACCAAUCCCUGGCAAGAGGAAGAAGAUGCUAAGAAUGAACGAGCGCCCGCCGAUACGUCUUCGCCACUCGCCGGCGGCAGUAGACGACGCAAGACGGUUGCGAUUGUGGUAUCCGCCGAGACAGGCGCCGUGCCUGAAGAGGAGGAUGGCUUUCACGAGCACGCUGUAAGCAGACAAGGCAAUGCCUAUGUUCCUCCCACUGACGUACAGCAGUCUAUACUCUCCCACAUCCCCCGACACAUCGACCAUUCCAAGGUCAAGCUAUUUGUUCUGAUCUACGCCCCUGGUUUGAAGGAACCCACCUUGGAUAGUGCUAAUAGUAACCUUCCGCCAACGUCGCUGAGCUCUUCAUUUUCUAACAUUGGACACGAUCAAGUUCAAACUCCCGCCGAAGAAUCGAAGAACCAGCUGUAUGCUUUUCGUGCUUUGGAAUCACAGUAUAUGCUGACCAGUCUUAGCGAAUCCGCAAGCCCUGCCUACAACUCAAUCUAUUCGCAGGCCCUGGGCUUGGUUGAGAAGGAAACCAUGGUUCUCCCUUUUACGACACCUAAUGGCCAUGUUCAUAUCUUGCGACACCUUCAACCAGAAGUUAUCUAUCUCCAGAAGGCUCUUUCUGGUCAAGAUGGCAGUAUCAUCACGACCCUUCAGACCUGGCUUCGUCAUGACGUCAUCUUGGUUGUUGGCGCAGAUGGUGGUUCUGGUGGUUUAGCAGAUAGCGAAUCCGAGGCUGAGAGAUCCAGUAAUAAGAAGGAGUGGUGGCAGCGACCCGAAAGAGUUGGAAGAGGACGUGGAGUUGUGGUCGUUGAUAGUAACAGGCUAAAUGAUGAUUGGGCGCGUCGAGUCCAGGGACGUGAGUAA
Molecule: messenger RNA, 1326 nt
Organism: Fusarium coffeatum
Lineage: Eukaryota; Fungi; Ascomycota; Sordariomycetes; Hypocreales; Nectriaceae
Exons: 1
Coding region: 1-1326 (441 amino acids)
Source: RefSeq, a predicted model, not a curated record